Molecule: messenger RNA, 8083 nt
Organism: Bacillus rossius redtenbacheri
Lineage: Eukaryota; Metazoa; Arthropoda; Insecta; Phasmatodea; Bacillidae
Product: retinoblastoma-like protein 2
Exons: 18
Coding region: 109-3222 (1037 amino acids)
Biological process (GO): cell differentiation; regulation of transcription by RNA polymerase II; negative regulation of G1/S transition of mitotic cell cycle
Cellular component (GO): transcription regulator complex; chromatin; nucleus
Molecular function (GO): RNA polymerase II transcription regulatory region sequence-specific DNA binding
Source: RefSeq, a predicted model, not a curated record
CAGUAGAUGUUCCCGCGUUUGAUAAUGAAAAGACAAAUGAAUAUGUGCUCGAUUUGUUGAUAGUGUAUCGUUUAUGUUUUGAGGUGUGGUGUGUUUAGUUUUAUUAAGAUGGGGCAACUAGAUAACCCCGAUGAAAACACUUUGAAACGUUAUGAGGAUCUUUGUGUUAAUUUAAAUAUGGAUAGAGAUUCCGCAGACGAAGCUUGGCGAAGCUACGAGACAAUCCGUCAAAAUUACACUUUGGAGGGGGACCAGAUCCACUGGCUGGGGUGCGCCCUGUACGUGGCGUGUCGCCGGUCAUCCUUCCCGAUCAUCGGGCCGCCGGGCAUCGUGGUGCAGGGCAACUGCGUGAGCCUCACCCGGCUGCUGCGACUCUGCAAGUUCAGCCUCAUACAGUUCUUCAAUAAAAGCAAGAAAUGGGCUGACAUGGCAAAUAUACCAGCCGAAUUUCGUAGCAAAAUUGAUCGCCUAGAAAGAAAUUUUGUUGUUUCAAUGGUUAUUUUCAAAAAAUUUCAACCAAUAUUUAUUGACAUGUUUCGCAACCCUGCAGAUGAUCAGCCCAGGCAGUCUAAGUCACGAAAACAAAGGAACAUACCAUGCUCACCCUCAAAAGUGUUUGACUUUUGCUGGACACUGUUUGUUUGUGUGAAGGGGGAGUUCCCUGAUAUUAGCGAUGAUCUAGUCAACUCCUAUCACCUGCUGCUCGCUUGUUGUGAUAUGAUAUUUUCGAAUGCAGUAAUGGCUCUGAAGCGAGAUAUACUGAACCCACAGUUCCCAGGUUUGCCAAAUAAUUUUUUCGAUGAGAAUUUUGUCCUGCCAAGUGAACCACCAUGUGUCAUCGACCAGUUGUGUCAGACACAUGAUGGCAUACCUCUGGAAGCCAAGAGCAUCAAAGAAUACACAUGGAAGAGCCAUAUUCGUACUUUGAUUGGUAAAAAGAGUCUUAAGGGUGACCCAGACACACUUUGUGGAUUGUUGGAGCCUGGCAAUUUCGAGAACAACUGCAAAGCUAUUAACAAAGCAUACGAAACAUUUGUUCUAAAUGUUGGUGACUUUGAUGAAAGAAUAUUUUUAGGGGAUGAUGCGAAUGCAGAUAUUGGCACGCCCACCAAGAUCUGCAGCAGUGGUGAGUUCGCUGAGAAACUGCAGGCCAAGAAGAACCUGAACCAGCAGUACGGAGGGAUGAAGCAGCUGGCGCCGGCGACCCCGCUGACGGGCCGGGAGUUCCUGAGAGGGAAGGACGCGCAGCAGGACGUGACGCCCAUGUCCACGGCCACCCAGAACGUGAGCCGGCUGCACGCGAUGCUGGCGGGGAGGCAGGCGGCGCCCAGCGAGCUCCUCGUCUCCGUCUUCAGGGGGUGCGCCCGCGACCCCCAUGACAAGAUCAGGGAGCAGGUGAAGGAGAUGGGCCAGCAGUUCUACACGCGCUACACGCAGCAGUCGGACAGGAACUGCCCCUCGCACAUUGACUUCCCCCACAAGCGCCUCCAGCUGGGCGAGUCCCUGUACUACAAGCUGCUAGAGAACAUCCUCGUGGACGAGCGCAAGAAGAAACCCCCCAACUUUGAUUUCAGCGGGCUGCUGGAGCAAGAGAUUUUCCACCAGACUUUGUUUGCGUGUUCAUUGGAGAUUGUAAUAUAUUCGUACAACUCUCACUGGACAUUUCCCUGGAUACUGGAAGUGCUGAACCUUGAGCCAUAUCACUUCUACAAGGUCAUAGAGGUCAUAGUACGUGUGGAGGACCAGCUGUCUCGGGAUAUGGUCAAGCAUCUGAACCUGAUUGAAGAGCAGAUCCUGGAGUCGCUGGCGUGGCGGGGGAACAGCCCGCUGUGGGAGAACAUCAAGGCUUCCGGUCAGCUGGUGCCGAGCUGCGAGGAGGUCUGCCUGCCAGCCCAGCUCGAUGACAGUUCUGCCAACUUGAAGCAGGCGGUGCGGCGUCUUGUGCUCGAUGCAACACAAGGCGGGGCCCCGCAGCUGCCUGUGACCUCGGCUUCCGACAGGUUCCAGUCGCCUGUUCCGUCUGGCCAGGCCAAGAAGAAUCUGUUUGGAGACUCUGCGCUUCGGCCGAAAAUAAAACCUGGUCAGUCUCUGCUGCAGCCAGCCAAGACCGUGUCUAUUAACAUACAUACCAUCGAAGGUGAGAAUGGGCAGCGCUAUAUACCCGUAUCGUACGUGCCAAACGCAGGGAGCGUCAUAAUACAGGCCCAGCCCGCUGGGGCAGUGCGGCCGGAGGCCACCGCCCAGGAGACGAAGCCCGACCAAACUGCCUUGCCUGCCAAACAAGAUGGCGUCCCAGAGAAGAAGCCGAAGAGGGCGGGUUCCCUCGGGCUGUUCUUCCGCAAGUUCUACCACUUGGCAUCGGUGCGCAUGCAGGAUCUGUGCAUGCGGCUGGAGAUCUCGGACAGGGAGCUGAAGAAGAAGAUAUGGACCUGUUUCGAACACACCGUAGUGGAGCACACCGAUCUCAUGGAGAACAGGCACCUGGACCAGAUACUGAUGUGUGCCGUGUACGUCAUCUGCAAGGUGUCCCAGGUGGAGAAGACCUUCACGGAUAUCAUGCGGUGUUACCGGCUCCAGCCGCAGGCGGCGUCCCACGUGUAUCGCAGCGUCCUGCUCUACCCGAACAAGCGGCUGGAAUCCGGUGUGUCCAGCGACUCUUCGCCGUCCACGGUUGAGAACGACGCUUCUAGAGAUGAUCGGGUGAGCUCGUCCGGCACGCUCCCGGUCAGCCAGCCCCCGAGCGCCCCGCCCACGCCCACCCACCUCGCCGGCACCGCCAGCAGCUUCGAGUUCGGCCACCGCGGAGACCUCAUCAAGUUCUACAACACCGUGUUCGUGCAGAAGCUGCAGACCUUCGCGGUGCGGCUCUCCACCCGGGGCGUGCAGCCAGUAAAUGUUACCUUGUCUCCUAUCCCACUGGGUAAGAACCAGCCGGUGUCGCCCUGCCGGAGGGUGUCGGACAAGCAUCCAGUGUUUAUCCGCUCUUUAGAGCAGAAGAUGCUGCCCAGCUCUCCGACGCAGCCCCUUAGCUAUUGCUUCAGCAGAAGUCCGGCCAAGGAUCUGCAUGCGAUCAACAACAUGAUCCAGAUCUCCAGCAACAAGGUUGGCAAGCGGCUGCUCAUAGACGACUCGUUGGAAGGCGAGAACGUCCCUGCCAAGUUGUCCAAAACAGUGUCCAAGAAGCUGCAAGAUCUCAUAGAUGAUAGAUUGGGCCAGUCGUAGUUUGGUCGGUCGUUCCUGAAAAUCUUGUGUGUGUAGUGUGCAACGUAAGCUGCAGAGUAUCACUUGAGUGUUUUCAUACACAUUAAUCAUAAACAGGUUUUAUGUGCAUGGUAUGACCGAGAAUGUAAUGGAAGUCGGAGAAUCAAUUAUAACACUCAUGUUAGCUAUUUAAAAUUCAUUCAGAAUUAUGUGGUAAUUAGUGACUGUUAAUUAUUUUAUUAUAGACUUUGUUUUUCAUAAUUUUUUGUUUGCAUUCUUUUGCAGAAUAAAUUGUGAUCAUGUUCUUAUAUUUGAAAGUGUGAUCAAAAAGUUUCUUUCAAGAAAACUUGAACUGAUGCUUUUAGUGCUUUACAUAUUUUUUCCUCCCAUAUACACUUAUUUGGAGUUUUAUUAACUAGAAACUUUACUACAGGUGUAUCAUUUAUUAUUAUAUUAACACAUAUACAACACUUUAAUGGCUCUGUUACACACCUGUAUUUAUUUUUUUAUGUAAUUCAUCUGCGAUGUUACAUAGACAUAGUGUGUCCAUUAUUUAUAUAUAGAUAAUUUAUAUAUCCUAGAAUGUAGUACUAUUAUGUCUUACAUUGAACAAGUGCAUCAUUUUUGUAUUGUUCUCUUAUGUACCUUUGACUUUGAUUACAGUUUUGACUUUUUGUUGGGUUUAUCCAUUUUAAUCACUCUGUAUUGUCACUUCCUGUGAUGUACUUUUUCAAUGUUUUCAUUGCUUGACAGAAUAUAAUGACUGAUUUAGUGAUUUGUGCUGCUUAAAUUUGCUCCUUUAGCAUUCCAAUUUAUUAUGGGUGUUCGAAGUUGACUUUUCUAGGGUCGCGUCGAAUUCUGAAUUGUCAAACUUCCGAAGUUAAAGUUAUAACAACUUUUCAACAAAAUAAUUGCAGUUUUUUUCAGUCUAAUAUCUGCACAUUUAAUUUUAAAAAUAAUAUUUUAAAAUUUCAAUAUUAGUGGCACACUGGUUUUGAGUAAAAAAUAUGUAAUGGAUUAUUUUGAUUGAAAUUUCAACAGUAUUAAAUGUUAACAGUAACUCAAGAGUAUGAAAUUAUUAAUAGAAAGGUGCUGAUUAUUUACAGUUUAUCCUGACCGAAAAGAAAAUGGUUGGAUUUGAAUGCAGGAAAACCAUUUCUUGUGCAUGAUCCAGCUAAAGACACAUUUUUCUGUGGUGAUGUUUCCAGCAGCAGAAGAUAAAUUCGCUGUUGACUUACGUUACAGAAAUGGGCAAAUAUUUUCCAGCUAGUUGAGAAAUUUUUGGAUAUCUACUGUCUCCGUAUGUUAUCCACCACUCACAUGGAUUUUCUUUCCUGUUAAGUUCAUUUAAAUAUGUACAGUUGUAUUUCUGAAUCCUGAGUAGCUGUGUUUCAUUUGAGACAUACUAUAGUGCAUUCCAGAAGCUUUGUGUGUCGGUACUCAUGCACUAUGGCUCAGGUUCAUACUUGGGCACAUGUUCAGCUUGCAAUUUCUUAACUUAGCUGACAGUGUGGCCGAAGCCAACACUGUAUCUGACAGAAAACUGCAAAAAUGAGAAUCAAUUAUUGUUCCCAAAUGAUACACACAUCUUCAGAAUACAAUGGAACUUCUCCAUAGUAGUUUUAAUUAAUGUUUUGGCAAAAAUAGUACUCUCAAUUUGUUUUUCCUUCCCAGUAAUUUAUUGCCAAUGAUUCUGAAUGCAGUGCAAUACUGGAAUAACCUUUGAAUGGGUUGGGUAUUUGUCACCACUUAUCUCUUCAGUUGCUUCUUCGAGUGGCUGAAGAAUUUCAACUGGUCCAUGAACGUGCCUCCACUUAUUUGCAUUGAGCAAGCUAAUCCCACUGUUAUUUAGUGCACAAUAACAUGUUGAUGCUACCAGGAUAGCCAACUGCUGUUAUUAGAAAUUCUUAAGAUGUAAAAUUGUUAAAAUGUAUAUAGAUAAUUCACAAUUGCCCUCUUUUGAUAGGAACUAUAAGUAAUCAAUGCAUGGCUUUUGUGUGUGUGGGAUGAAACAAAUCUUUCUGUUCAUACUUACAUAUUUACUGUUUUCUCAGUGCACGUAAAAAAAUUGAUGCAAAUGUACUUGGUUUUUUAUAUAUAAAUCAUGUCACGUUGGCCAGCCUUUAGGAAAUUGUAAACAUAAGAUUGGCACUGCUGACCACCACCACAAAUUUUAUUUCAUUUACUGUAAUAAAUAACAUCAAUCAUUGUUACGCCAGUGUUGAAUGAAGCCACACGACUAUAACUAGAGUCCCGUAAAAAUGGUUUUAUUUUUCCUUAAAUUUCGUUUUGAAAAAAUCAAAUUUCGGUUUUAUUUCGCUGUUUUGGUUUUUCAUGUUUACUUUAACUUUUGAGAAUGGUUUUAUGACCUACAAGUUUUGCUUGGCUAAAUAAUAGUGGCACGGCGUAUACUCGUAUACUGCACUCUAAAGUCAACACUAUUGGCAAAUAAAAAUUGUAGGCUUGAAACAGCUCGGCACGGCCCGGUGCCGCCUAGCGCGCUGCCUCGGCACGGCCCGGUGUCGCCUAGCGCGCUGCCUCGGCACGGCCCGGUGUCGCCUAGCGCGCUGCCUCGGCACGGCAUGUCUCAACUUAGUAUUCUUUUAAUAUUUCUUGCUGCUGUUCUUUGUCCCGUUGACGCCGUAUUCACUUGCUCUGCGGUCGUAUUGCAUUUGCUGAGAAGUGUAGUUACGGCAGUUAAAGGUCACUGAUUUUGCUUAUCAAUCGGCGUAGUGCCAUGUGUUCAUGUUUACGAGUAGUAGAGGUGUAAAAGUAACGAAAAAAAGUGUACCCGUAUGUAUUCGUUACUAUAACAAUUAGUACUCGUUACUAUCGUGUCGUUACGUUACUCGUUACUUCUGAUACCGCAUAACAUGCAAUGUUAUGUUGCAGCAACGAAUCGAGUCGUAUUGCGUACGCGUACAGUAUGACGUCACGUAAAUAAUAAUAAAUAGAAUAUAAACAAUUAACAAUAUUUGAUAAUUAACAGUUUUUGUUAACCAAGAAACAAUUAAAUCUCAUUAGAGCGGUUUUAUUAUAUUAUCUCUUUUAAGAUAAAAACAACAAAAAACGUGAAAAUACGCGAUAAUAAAUAACAAAAACAUACAUAUUUCUAAUUUGUAAAAAAUACUUUCUUAUAAACAGUAAAAAAAACUUGGACGACAAAUUUCCAUAUUAUACUUAAUAAACAAACAUCGUUCUUUGUAACGUAAAUUCAUCGAAUAUGCGCGCGCAUGCGUAAAACAUACGAAAAAUGCGAGUAACGAAAUCCAGCCGUGUGUAACGUUUCGUUACUCGAUACUAGAUGGCGCACCCGUUACUCAGUCAGUACCGAAUACAUACGGUUUGCUACACCUACAGCUCUAACGAGUAGGUUGCCAAGCCAGUCAAACGUAGUUGAAAGCAUGAGGUUGUUAACUGUUCAACAUGAAAGGAAGAAUUAAAAUUUUAUAUUUCUCUACAAGAUUAAUGUGUAAAUACAGCGGGUUGAAAAUCAUGGCAGCUAUAUUGUGUUGAAAACAUCGCCGGUAUUUUUUAUUAACUUUGUGUUGAUGCUCAGGUACAUUUUUCUCUUUUUAAUUAGUUUAUGAUUGCAAUUACUGCUUUCGUUUCAAAUUGUAAUGAUUACGUGACGGGAAUACUGUAAAUCAUUAUUUACUUUCAUUACUACAAAGCGGCCAUGUUGAAACUUAGAAAAAUGGCGAUGUGCCGUCAACGUCGUGUUUACUUGUUUUUCGCGAUGUCUUGCAUGGGUGGUCUAAUUCAUUAUUAUCAGUUUUAUUUCUCGAUGCUGUGCGAUUUCGGUGUUUUGUCGCGAAUUAAGGUAAAUUGUGGUGUUAUUUCGCGAUAUCGCGAUUCGCGAAAUUUCCGUGUCUCUAACUAUAACGUAUCAUUGAUGAUUCCUCUCAAAGAAAAUUCUGUGUUAACUUUGAAUCUGAGUCUGCAAGAUUCAUUUCAACUUUGAACAUCCAUAUAAUUUAUUAUUACAAUGUUACAAUCAUGACUUAUUAUUUCAUUUUGCUAUAAAAAAAAAUGCUCCUUUAGCAUGCUAAUUUAUUAUUACAAUCAUUAACCAAGCAAAUGUGAGUGGAAAGACUGCAAACAAGAUGUAAUUCAGUUGGUGGCACAUUGUACACACCAACACAGUUGAGAGCAUCUUUAAGCUUAAGUUGCUUAAUGAGUUUAUCAUAGCUCAGGAUUAUUGUUAUGAAUGUUUUUAGUUUAUUGUUGACAUUACAUGCGAAUUCUGUGAUAGAUGUUCUGCAAUAUUUAAAGUUUGUUUUGCAUUUCAUUGAACUUUUUGUUUCGGUUUAAGAUUUUUUUGUAAACUUCCCCAUUUGUAUGCAUUUUAGCAAAGUAAAAAUUUCUUUACUAGUUGACAUGUAUGUUUGUCUUUUUUAUUUUGCUGAAUCACUUAACAGAAUAUCAGGGUUUUUUUUUGUACUCAAGGUAAUCCAACAAAGCAAUUGCAUCACAGUUUGUUCAUAAGGUGAGACUAUUAUUUGAUCUAUUCUAUGCCAGACUUCCUCCUAAUGGUAAAGGUGUUGCAUUUUUUACAGUCUGGAGAACAUUCCAGUCAAUUCAGCUGUGCUGACUUCUGGUAGAAAACUCUUACAGGACCCUCUCCAAUAUUUUUCAAACUGCUGAUUAGAUAAUUUAAAUACAGUAAACUCCCUAUUAUCCGUGGGCGGAUGAUCCGCGGUGCGGAUUAUCUGCGCAUGCUGAGAAAAAAUACAUAACGUAUGAAAAUCUGGAUUUUAUUACAAGUGGGCAAAUUUGAACUCUACUGACGAGUGAAUUGUGUGCAGUAUACAGUAAAACGCCACAGGCCUUCUCGGAACUCUUGCAGUAGGCUGGCAUGCAUUGCUAUUUUUGUCUCUGU